This is a messenger RNA of Salvia miltiorrhiza (redroot sage), 2773 nucleotides long. Its product is annotated as inactive receptor-like serine/threonine-protein kinase At2g40270. Bases 535 to 2370 code for a protein of 611 amino acids. Gene Ontology annotation, biological process: protein phosphorylation. NCBI's taxonomy places the organism in Eukaryota, Viridiplantae, Streptophyta, Magnoliopsida, Lamiales, Lamiaceae. The record is from RefSeq and is a predicted model, not a curated record. The transcript is spliced from 9 exons. Gene Ontology annotation, molecular function: ATP binding; protein binding; protein kinase activity.
CUUCCACUACAUUAAUAGCUAUUGUAUAUUCAUACAAUCACCCUCAAAUUCUUAUUAUACACCAUACAGACUACUUAGUACUCAUGCAAUCAAUCCCACAAAUUCAACUGUAUAUACAUCACACCCCACCAACACUCCAUAAUUUCAAUGUCUUAAUCUUUUUCCAAAUAGCAAUACUUUUCAAUUCUGAGAAAAAAUCAUCCCAGAUUAAUUUGAUUAGCAUCACACCCUUUGAUCUAUGCAAACUAAUCACAGUCAUUUUCUGUGUUUUGUUUUUUCGUAAAGAUUCAUUUUUGGAGGUUCUUGAAGUCAAAAGAAGGCGCUUUAAAAAGGUUUUUUGUUUCAGUUUGUUUUGUGUUUUUUCUCUUUUAUAGUCAUCGAUCAUCACGCGUCUUCAAGAAACAGUCUUGCAAUUUUUUGUUUUUUGUUUUUAGAUUCUAUGAAUUUAAAAAUUUCUGGGAUUUUUCAUGUCCCAACUGGGUGUGUGAUGGUCCGUUGAAGAGCAAGUGUUGUGUAUUUUGUUACUAGUUUCUGAUGAAAAUGGAGCAGUUUUUCCGAGCUAAAAGUCUUCUGUUGGAGGCGUUACUCUUGUGCUGCCUUCACCUGCUCAAUCUGAAUUCUUGCUUCUCUCUCAAUGAUGAAGGCGUGGCUUUGCUGAGGCUUAGGAACAGAGUGGCAAGCGAUCCAGAAGGGGCUCUGUCGAAUUGGAUUGAUAAAAAUGGAGUGGAAACCCCGUGUUGUUGGUUUGGAGUUGAGUGCUCAAAAGGCCAUGUUGUAGCCUUGAACCUCAAAGAUCUGCGUCUGAGUGGUACUCUGCCUCCUGAGAUGGGCAACCUCCUUCACGCCAACUAUAUAAUUCUGCGCAACAAUUCCUUUUCUGGUGUAAUCCCUGAAGAGAUGGCGAAUUUGAGACAACUACGAGUUUUAGACCUCCGACAUAACAACUUCAGCGGACACCUUCACAACUAUUUCUCACCACCAAUCGUUUUACUUGACAACGACCAGCUGCUUAGCACCACAACCACUUCAUCUACCAGCCAACUAGUAAUUUCCCGGAGCUCAGAGAAAACUGGCAAUGUUGGCCGACGAAAACUGAGACAAGAUUCUCCUUCUGUGCAAAUGGAAAAGUUGUUUUGGUUUCCUCCUCCAAGUCCGGAAUCCACAUUGCCACCACCUAAUCCGGUGCCAGCUCCAGAGACGGCUCCUGCUCCUUUGCCGCCAGCAACGAAGCCUUCAUCACCUUCACCUUCGCCUUCUUCUUCUUCUCCUCCGUCUCCGGUUACAUCUAUUUCACCGUCUCAUCCGCCUGGCCAAGCUGCAUCUUCUAGUGGGCAUCAUCAUCAUCGGCUUCUGAUAGUCUCUGCUGCAGCUGGAGGCCCUUUGUUGCUUCUCUUGAUAAUCGGUAUCUACUUUUGGCGAAGUGGUAAGGUUUCUACUGUCAAGCCCUGGGCUACAGGAUUAAGUGGACAACUUCAGAGAGCUUUUAUAACUGGUGUCCCGAGGCUUAAGAGAUAUGAAGUGGAGGCGGCGUGUGAAGAUUUCAGCAAUGUGAUUGGGUCGGCAUCUUUAUGUAGUUUAUAUAAGGGUACUUUGUCAAGUGGAGUUGAGAUAGCAGUCGCCUCCAUUGCAGUCGGAUCAUCAAAGCAAUGGUCCACCUCCAUGGAAGCCCACUUCAGGAACAAGAUCGACACAUUAUCAAAAGUGAAUCACAAGAAUUUUGCUAGCUUACUGGGAUACUGUGUGGAAGAGCAGCCUUUCACUAGAAUGAUGGUUUUCGAGUAUGCUCCAAAUGGAACACUCUUUGAGCACUUGCACAUAAGAGAAGCCGAGCACUUGGAGUGGGCAACUCGAAUGAGGAUAGCAAUGGGCAUGGCCUACUGCCUCGACCACAUGCACCAAAUGCUUCCACCAUUCAUCCACAGAAACUUCAAGUCCUCAGCCGUGUAUCUCACCGAAGACUACGCCGCAAAAGUGUCCGAUUUCGCCUUCUCAGACGACGAGACCAGAUCUGCACGAGCAGACGCGCAGAGCAACGUGUACAGCUUCGGCGUGGUGCUCUACGAGAUGAUCACCGGCAAGCUCCCAUACACGGCGGGCAGUGAUUCUCCCCAACACUGGGCGUCGGAUUAUCUCAGUGGGCUGCAAUGUCUAAGAGAGAUGGUCGACCCCACUCUCGAGACGUAUGGAAGAGAUGAGCUUCAACGGAUUGGUGGCGUGAUAACAUCGUGUACGGAGCCGGAGCCCAGGCGGAGGCCCACUAUGAAGGAGGUUUGCGCGCAGCUGAGGGAGAUCACGGGGAUAGAGCCCGAGGUGGCCGUGCCGAGGUUGUCGCCCCUUUGGUGGGCGGAGCUCGAGAUUCUAUCCACUUGAAUUGAGUAUUCCAAGGAGAAGAUGAUCAAUUAAUUUAUAAGAUUAAAUGGUAGAUUAGUUUGGAUUCAAUCCACUCUAUUACUAAAGGUAAACGUCCUGCCUUUAAAUAUUUGAACUUUUUUUUCUCCCUCAUUAUACAUUUCUUGAGUGUGGAAGAAAGUUUUUCUUGCUGCUUUGCUACUGGCAAUGCAGUAAGCUCCAUGGGAGAUUUUGUAUAUAUAUAGACAGAGAAGAAGCAUUUCAAUUUUUUGUGGAUUUUUUACACUUUGUGCAUGAUGUCUUAAUUAAGACAUGGAGCAUGUGUUACAAUGCUUCAAAUGAGUACUAUGUUCCACACUUAAAUGAGUACCGUGUGGAAAUGUAUAUUCCGUUGGUUUUAAGUAUCAAACGCAUCAUUAUAUUA